ACAGCGUGGGCGCGCUACAGCGCGCCCGGGGGCUGGCCAGGCGGCUCGGGAGCGCGCUCCGGGACCUAGCUUAACUCCAGGGGGUAGUGGGUAGGCUUCGGAGCCCGAGUCCAGCCUAGGAGGUACAGUCAGGUUGGUAACAGAAAAGGCGAAGAAGAGGACGACCUCGGCGCCGGUGGCAGCCAGCUCUAGCGGGUGGAUUCCAGGAAUUUACAAAAGGCACAGAUUUGAGCAUAAUUGAAGACUGAUUAUAUUUUGAACUCAUAAAACAGGAGUUGGAAAUAUAAUGGUGAACAAAAUAGUUGUUUCCUGCUCUCGAAGAAUUUAAAGUUUACUGAGGAAGAUACAAGCAAACAAGCAACUAACAAAGAUUCAUUUGAAAUGUGGUGGUUUCAGCAAGGCCUCAGUUUCCUUCCUUCAGUCCUUGUGAUCUGGUCGUAUUCUGCUUUCAUAUUUUCUUACAUUACUGCAAUAGUUCUCCACCAUGUCGACCCUAUUCUGCCAUAUAUCAGUGACACUGGUACAGUAGCUCCAGAAAAAUGCUUGUUUGGGGCAAUGCUAAAUAUCGCUGCAGUUUUAUGUGUGGCUACCAUUUAUGUUCGUUAUAAGCAAGUUCAUGCUCUGAAUCCUGAAGAGAACUGUAUCAUCAAAUUAAACAAGGCUGGCCUUGUGCUUGGAAUACUGGGUUGUUUAGGACUUACUAUUGUGGCAAACUUUCAGAAAACAACCCUUUUAGUAGCACACGUAAGUGGAGGUGUGCUCACCUUUGGCAUGGGCUCAUUAUAUAUGUUUGUUCAGACCAUCCUUUCCUACCAAAUGCAGCCCAAAAUUCAUGGCAAGCAAAUCUUCUGGAUCAGACUGCUGUUGGUUAUCUGGUGUGUAGUAAGUGCAUUAACCAUGCUGAUUUGCUCAUCAAUUUUGUAUACCCAUUUUAGUGUUGAUUUAGUAGAGAAACUCCACUGGAACCCUGAGGAGAAAGGUUAUGUGCUUCAUGUGGUCACCACUGGUGCAGAGUGGUCUAUGUCAUUUUCCUUCUUUGGCUUUUUCCUGACUUACAUCCGUGAUUUUCAGAAAAUUUCUUUACGGGUGGAAGCCAAUUUACACGGAUUAACCCUCUAUGAUACUGCUCCUUGCCCUAUUAACAAUGAACGAACACAACUUCUUUCCAGAGAUUUUUGAUGAAAAGAUAAAACAUUUUUGUGAUGAUUAGGAUUCUCAGGGAUUGGGGAAAAGUUCACAUAAGUUACUUACUCUGCUCUGAAAAUUUCUACCAGUUAAUCAAGGCUGACAGUGACAUUGAUUAAUACUGAUCAUUGGGAAAGAUGAAAUAAGCCAUUAAUAAAUUAUCAGGUCAUUGGAAAAGUUGUCAUGUGUUUUUCUGUGCAAAACAUUUGUCAUGACUGUUCCAAUGACUCAGUAUUUUAAAGGAUAUCAUCAAGAGGACUACUUAAAAAUAUGCCUAUACUUUUUUUAUCCUAGAAAAUAAAACCAAAGGAAUACAACAUUGCAUAAUAGUUUUUUGUACUUUUAUAUGAGAGAAACAUCCUGAAGUUCACCAAGUAGUCUGUACAACCUAGCCUUUUUACAUUUUAUAAAUCAUCGUAAAGCAUAUUUUAUUGGGUGCAUGUUUAUGAGAGACAUAAUUGUUUUAAAUAAUUAGCAUUGUUCAGUACAUUUUUUGAAUUGGGUCUUGAAGUAGUUUUUACUGUGUUAAUGCCUUUCUUAGAGAUUAAAAUUUUUUUGUUGUUGUUCUGGAAUGUAUCUAUAAAGGGAGGCAGGUCUGAAUUCAUUUGAGUUCUUUCAUGGCUUAAGCUUUGCUUAAGAGAUUUUGUAGAUAUUGCUUUGAUUCUGGCCACAACACCAGUUGUUAUGGUAACUGGUCUGUCAUACCCACUUGCAAUAGAUUCAUAAAACUAAGUUUCUAGUAUGAAAUUUGUGAAAAAAUUACUUAUUUAAUUUUAUUUAUUAUUAUUUUAAUUUGCUAUAGGGCACCUGUGCUCACUAAAGAGAGAGAGAAAGUGAGAAAGCAAUAGCCAGAUCUGAGACUUAAAACGGUGGUCAGCCUUGUGGGAGUAUAGCAUCUCAACCACCAGUCCACCUGCUGGCCCUUCUAGUUUGAAAUUUUAAUCACCAAUAAAGGAGAGAUGUACCUUUUGAUAAAAUUAAUCAUGUUUUACAUACUGUAAUUAGUAUUCAUAUAUAAUGAUGAUAAGUUUCUGAAUAUCAGCAGAUAUAAUUUGUAUCAAAUAAGUCACCCCACACUAUAGUCAAAGCUUCUUAGAUAUUUCUUAGAACAAAUUAAAAUUACUUAUAAGAGUAGUAUUCAACAGGUAAACAUUGAGCCUUUUUAACGUUAUGUGAUCUUGAAGAAUAUAAAUCCUAAAGAAUAAAAUCAGCAAUUAAGAACAAAAAGUAACUAGAUACAGGAUAAUCAUAAUAUAUGCAUCUAUCAAAUCAUUUUUCUCUUUUUCUCUGGCUAUGAAAGUGACUGGAUAGUUUCUUCUUGGGUUCCUAUCUAUGAAGAUAAAAAUUGGUUUAGAGAUUUCUGAUAAAAAGAAAAAACAAAAUGCUGACCUGAACAGGGCUAAAUGGCAAUCUGGUUUGCAGUAAAACCUUUGAAUAAGCUUAGCAAGGUUUAUCUUUAUAGAAGUGAUGGUUCCAUGGUCAGAAGAAAAAGAGGUGAGAAAAACUUUUAAAAUGUAAGAAGGAGCAACGUAAAGGAAAAUGCUUAUAUGAUACAACUAGAAACCUUGAUUAUAAGUAAGUUGCUAGACAUAGAAAUCAGUAAAUAACAUUUCUGAAGACUGGUGGACUCGUGAAACAGGAAUUAGAAUAAAAUGAGCUAUAGCUUAUGACAUAGAGAGGGGUGGGGGGGGGGGGUGAAAAAGCAAGCCACCAGGUCUAGGACUUGAACCGCGACUGGCCUGUGGGAGUCCAGUACCUUAACUACCACACCGCUUGCCAGCCCCCAGCAUAUUAUUUUUAAAGGAGGACAUAAGACUCACAAGUGACUUCCUAACAAAUAGUGGAAAUUAGAAGGCAUCAAAUGAUGUAAUCGAAGAGCUAAAUAAAUUACCAACCUGAAUCUGUACAUCAGGUGAAAAUAUCUAUCAAAAUGAAGGCAUUUGAGGAAUGGCAAGUGCCAUGAAUUUUUUCCAUCAGGUCUUCACAUAAGGAAAUAUUAAAGGAGGUUCUUAGACAAAAGAAAAGAUUCCAGAGGCAAUAGUGGAAAUGGAAGAAUAAACAGAAAUGGGUAAAAAAAAAAAAAAAAUCUAAGUUUAUGUAAAGUUACAAUAGUAGCAAUAAUAGUAAAAACAAUUAGUAUAUAUUGGACUUUAAAGCAUGUAUAUAAUUAAGUCCUAUGAAAAAGUACAUAUAAAUCAGGGGAGAGGUAAAUGGAAUAAGAAUGUUUUAAGUUCCUUUAAUUGUUCAGAAAAGGCCCAGAACAUUUUGCCGCUAAUAAGUGAAAGGGCGUAUUAAGGACUGAACGCUUGUGUCUUGCCUUUGAAAUUAGUAUGUCGAAGCACUAAACCUAAUAUGAUUGUAUUUGGAGGUGGUACCUUGGAGAGAUAAUUAGGUUGAUAAGAGGUCAUAAAGAUGGAGUUCUCAUGAUGAGACUGGCUCCCCUAUAAGAAGAGUAGCUGCCUUGGCUCCCUCUCUCCCUAUUUUGUGAGAACACAGCAAGAAGGCAGUCAGAGUUUUUAUCAGAAUUCAGCUUUGUUGACACACUGAUCUCUUGACUUCUCAGACUCCAGAACUAUGAGAAAUAAAUGUUUGUUGUUUAAACCAUCCAAUCUAUGCUAGUCACCUUACUUGAACAAUUUUUUAAUUAAAGAAACAAACAUAUUUCCCAUCUUUUAAGAAAGAACUAUAAUUCCCUUUUAAAAAGGUAAAAUCUCUUUUAUUAAAAAUGUCAGCCAAUGUAAAAGGAAUUGGAAACAUUUAGAAAUAUUUAGUAAGUAUUUACUCAGGAUCAAAGUAAUUAGUUGUGAAAGUUGUCAGGGAACAAGACAUUCACCUAGUAGUAUACAAGCAUAGUGAGUGUUUUCCUAUUUGACUGGUGGUCAUCACAAAUCAGGAGAUCAAAUUGAGUCUCACUAAUACUCAGAUAUUGAUAUAUCAUCCUCAGUGAGUGAAAGUCAAGGACAACAUUCUAUCAUUCUUGUCUUUUUAGAAAAAUUAUUUCCAUUGAAAUAUAUAGUUCUUAUAUAUGCAAUUCGGUGAGUUCCCUUGUGGCCCUUUUCCAGUCCUUACCCUUUAGUCAGUUGACUUUCAACCAUAGAUGAGUUCUGCCAGUUUUAGAGUAUCAGAAGUAGUCGUACAUUAGAUACAAUUGCCUAUUUCACUUCAUUCUCUCAGCAUAAUGCUUUAAGGAUUUAUCCAAGCUAUUGUGUCUUUUUUUUUUUUUCCUUUUACUCCUGAGUAUAUUUUCAUUUUUUUUUUAAAAUACCACAAUUUGUUUGUAGGUGCCUCUUUUGAUAUAAAUUUGGGUUUACAUUUGAGCCAUAUAAACAAAGCUGCUACAGACAUUCUUGUACAAAUAUUUUUGUGUUAAUGUGUUUUGAUUUCUCUGGGAAAACAGGUAGAAUUGCUUCAUUGUAAGGCUGACAUAUGUAUGACUUUUUG
Messenger RNA from Tupaia belangeri chinensis (Chinese tree shrew), 4626 nucleotides. RefSeq names its product DNA damage regulated autophagy modulator 2 (gene DRAM2). The record is from RefSeq and is a predicted model, not a curated record. Bases 382 to 1179 code for a protein of 265 amino acids. Lineage: Eukaryota; Metazoa; Chordata; Mammalia; Scandentia; Tupaiidae. Gene Ontology annotation, biological process: regulation of autophagy; photoreceptor cell maintenance. Gene Ontology annotation, cellular component: lysosome. The transcript is spliced from 10 exons.